AUCAUCUUGUUCUUAAGAGGCUGCAAAGAGCUGGGACUUAAAGAAUCUCAGCUUUUUGAUCCUGGUGAUCUGCAGGACACAUCAAACAGAGUAACCGUCAAGAACAUUGACUAUAGUAGGAAGCUGAAAAAUGUAUUAGUCACCAUUUAUUGGCUAGGGAAAGCGGCAAACAGCUGCACGUCAUAUAGUGGAUCAACCCUGAACCUGAAGGAGUUUGAAGGUUUGCUGGCACAAAUGAGAAAGGAAACGGAAGAAAUUGAGAGCCCAAAGCGCAGCAUUCGUGACAGCGGCUAUAUAGACUGCUGGGACUCUGAACGCAGCGAUUCCCUCUCCCCACCUCGCCACGGCAGAGAUGAUUCCUUUGACAGUCUGGACUCCUUUGGCUCCCGCUCGCAGCAGACACCGUCUCCAGAUGUAGUGCUCAGAGGGAGUAGCGAUGGGAGAGGAAGUGACUCGGAAACUGACCUGCCACACCGAAAGAUGCCAGAUGUAAAAAAAGAUGAUAUGUUGGCAAGGCGGACCUCACACGGUGAACCUAAAUCAGCUGUGCCUUUUAACCAGUACCUCCCUAACAAGAGUAAUCAGACUUUCUAUGUACCCGCUCCACUUCGGAAAAAGAAAGCUGAACGAGAAGAGUACCGAAAGAGCUGGAGCACGGCAACUUCACCGCUAGGAGACAGACCUUUCAGAUUCGGCCCCAGAACUGCUGUGUCUGAUGACGCAGAGAGCAUGAGCAUGUUUGACAUGAGAUGUGAAGAAGAAGCUGUGACUCAGCCUCAUAGCAAAGCUCGCCAUGAGAAACUGCAGAACGUACACAACCAGCUGAAAGAGGAUGAGACCAGAUGGCAGGACGACCUGGCUCGGUGGAAGAGUCGUCGAAGGAGCGCUUCACAGGAUUUAAUAAAAAAAGAAGCUGAGAGAAAGAAAAUGGAAAGGUUAUUGUCUGGAGAUGGAACUAAUGAGCGCAGAAAAAGCAUCAAAACCUACCGAGAAAUUGUGGAAGAGAAAGAGAGAAGAGAGCGGGAGCUUCAUGAGGCAUACAAGAAUGCAAAGUCACAGGAGGAGGCUGAGAGCAUACUCCAGCAGUACAUCGAAAGAUUCACUAUCAGUGAAGCUGUCCUUGAGCGUUUGCAGAUGCCAAAAAUUCUGGAAAGAAGCCAUUCAGUGGAGCCAAAUUCCCCACUGAAAGACCCAAAUCCUCUGAGAUAUUUAAGGCAACAGUCGCUGCCUGCUCCAAAAUUCACUGCCACCAUUGAAGCAACUAUUGUUCCCACCGCUGAACUAGAGCCCAGCAGUUCAACAGGCUGCACAUCUCCCAGCAAAAGCGUUGUCUCCAAGGCUGUGCCUGUGCUGACACCCAAGCCUUACUCACAACCCAAAAAUACACAGGAAGUUUUAAAGAACUUUAAGGUAGAUGGAAAAGUCAGCAUGAAUGGAGAAAAUUUCAACGGCAUGGAAGAGAAGGAUAAAGAGUGUACAACAGUAAUAUUUACUCCUUCGCCAAGCAGAUCUCUGACAUCUGACGGAGUAGCCAGAGGGAACAGGCCCUCAGUAGAGUUGAAGAAGGACCCCACAAGUGUUGAGCUCAGUUUACAGAGGCCUGCCACUCAGAGUGUGCACAAAGAGCCAACAUCUCUGGCCAUGGACAACCAGGCCAUAGAGCCUGCAGCAAGCAUGGGAGCUGGGAUGGGCUGUGAGCACAGACUUGAUCCUGUCAGAGGGAACUGUGUCUUAGCCCUCGUGGUGAUAUUGGCAAAGGAGGCAGCUGCAUCUGAAUUCUCAGAUUCCUUGUGA
Molecule: messenger RNA, 1794 nt
Organism: Pelecanus crispus (Dalmatian pelican)
Lineage: Eukaryota; Metazoa; Chordata; Aves; Pelecaniformes; Pelecanidae
Source: RefSeq, a predicted model, not a curated record